Messenger RNA from Chelonus insularis, 2372 nucleotides. RefSeq names its product general transcription factor IIIC subunit l(2)37Cd (gene l(2)37Cd). Gene Ontology annotation, molecular function: RNA polymerase III type 2 promoter sequence-specific DNA binding; RNA polymerase III type 1 promoter sequence-specific DNA binding. Lineage: Eukaryota; Metazoa; Arthropoda; Insecta; Hymenoptera; Braconidae. Gene Ontology annotation, biological process: transcription initiation at RNA polymerase III promoter. The transcript is spliced from 5 exons. Bases 494 to 2194 code for a protein of 566 amino acids. Gene Ontology annotation, cellular component: transcription factor TFIIIC complex. The record is from RefSeq and is a predicted model, not a curated record.
AUAUAGAUAGAGAAAAAGUUAAAGAAUAACAUGGUGUACUUCUGUUAAGUCUUAUUUACGUUGUUAUCAUGAAAAGUUAAUUAAUAUUAAAAAUGAUAAAGUGUAAAAAUAAUUUUUACACUCACUGUACGUAGAUUGUUGUUUACAUUUGACUGUUAUGAUAGCGUUCAAGCAGUAGUCCAAUACAUAAUAAAUUUUUAAACAAAUACAAAGUAAAAUUUAUUUAAAAUAAUUAUAUUAAUGUUAUAGACACGUAUCUGAACAAGUGUUACUUUCAGUUGUAAAUGAAAAAUAUGUAUAUCGUUUAUUGCAUAAUUCAACAUAGAAGUUAGGUUAGUUUUUCCUCCACCUGUUUAGUCAAAAAAGUAAGGAAAAUAUAUAAGGUCUUUUUUUCUCUGGUCCAACCACAUCGCCCAGUACAUCGUACACGUAAUUUUGUAAGUUAUCAUUAUUUAAAGAAAUUAUCAAAUAUAUUUACAAUCAAAUAAAUACAAUGGGCAUCAGUGAUGAUGACAAUGAUGAAAAUUAUGACCCUGAAAAAGAUAGUGAUAAUUCUGUUGACAAUGACAGGAUACUUUCUGAUGAAAAUAAAAUUAAUACAAACAAAAAAAAUGUUAUCGAAGAAGAAACAGGACACAUUUUGCCUGGUGGUCACAGAUUUGAUAAAAAAUUAAUUUCUCUGAGAUAUCCAGGUAAAGUAAUACAUCCAGAGAAAGCCAUAGAAACAUUAGGAGGAUUGAGUUCAAUAUCAACGGCUAUAAAUGCACCAAAUCGUCGUUUAGAGCUAAGAUUUAGACCAUCUGAUGGUUAUUGCAAACCAGCUUGUGGUGACAGACAUCAAGUAGCAGCUUUUUUACUACGAGUAAGAGUUAAAAAAUCUCAAAUUAAACAAAUGAACGAAUCAUUUGAAACAAAUUUGUGUAAAAAUAAUAGUUUAUUUAAUACUCAUGAGAAAUAUGAAGAAAAUCUAAAUAAUGAUGAAAAUUAUCGAUUGCCAAAACUGAAAGUAAUUGGAAGAGUAUCAACCGAGUUUCGCUUCUCUGGUCUUUGUGAUUUUCAAUUUCUUCCAAUAAUGCCACAUCCAUGGAAACCUGAUAAAAAUCAAUGUAUUUACGAAUUAACGUAUCCAAUCGGAAUUUUACCAUAUAAAUGGUUAGACAAUGAAGCUCCUUAUUUUUUACCACCAGCGGUUUUUAGUAGAAUGGAUAGCGUGCAACAAUACAGUUUAAAAACAGAAUCUAAAGAGAGUGGUCCGGACAAUGUAAUAGGAAAAACAAGAAAGCGUCGAGCAGGGCUUGCAAAUUUUAUAACUUUUCAUUCACCAUUUAUUCCUACAUCACCACCAAAAGGAAUUGAAGUGGCAAUGAAAGUUAAAUUUCUAACUAAUCCACAAUUUCAAUUAAUCCGUUCAUUAUUCGAAGAACGUCCCAUUUGGUCUAAAACAGCACUUGUGUGUCGAACAAAUUUUACAAAUGAACAAUUAAAAAUUCUUCUUCCAUCAGUAGCUUAUUAUUUUCUAACUGGCCCAUGGAGAAUAAUGUGGGUUAAAUUGGGAUAUGACCCACGAAAAGAUCCAUCUGCUAGAAUAUAUCAAACUCUUGAUUACCGCCUUAAGUCCAUGCAUGGUUUGGAACAAUCAAUUAAAGGUAAAAGAACAUAUUCGAAUUAUGUUCUUCCUUAUAAAUCUGCAGCAAUGUCAAAACCAAAAACAGCAAUACUCACUAAUAUGCAAACUGAAAUACAUAAUAUUAAACAAAGCAAAGAAUCUAGUGACAAUGUUUAUAUUUAUAGAGAAGGGACAAUUCCUCCUUCAAGACAAAUGUUUUACCAGUAUUGUGAUGUACACGUUGAAGAAAUUCAGGAAAUGUUGGCUAAAUUGCCAGAUCCGAUAGGAAUAAAGUGUCAUGAAAAACGAGGAUGGCUACCGAGUGGUUUUAGUGACCACUGCCGAGAAAUCAUUAAUAAGCAAGUCAGACUUGUUUUAAGAAAAAAAAUGAAUAUACCUGAAGAUCAUCCUACUUCACUACCAAAGAGAAAAGUAUUUAAAAGAACAGCACAGAUAAAAAAAGAUGUUAAGAAAAACACUGCCGUCGAAAAACUUGAAGAAACUUCAACAAAUGAAUCCAAUAUCGAUGAAGCAACGCAAGAUAAAUCUCAAGAUGGUGAAAAAUCAAGUAAAGAAAAAAAUAAUUAAUACUAAAGGAAAUUAUGUGAUGUAAUAAAAAAUUCUUUGUUUCAUCUCAUUGAUAUAUUUUUCGACAAUAAAAGAUGGAAGUAUUUGUGAUGAUAUAUAUAUAUAUAUAUAUAUAUAGAAUUGUGAAAUAAUAUCAAUUUAAAUAAUAAUACAGCAUAUGGAGUUGUACGUAAAAAAC